Camelina sativa (false flax) is the source of this 2004-nucleotide messenger RNA. RefSeq lists its product as uncharacterized. The record is from RefSeq and is a predicted model, not a curated record. Lineage: Eukaryota; Viridiplantae; Streptophyta; Magnoliopsida; Brassicales; Brassicaceae.
AUGAAAGAUUACCGCCCGAUCUCUUGCUGUAAUGUGCUCUAUAAGCUCAUUUCCAAGAUUUUGGCGAAUCGGCUCAAGGCCUUUUUGCCGGAUUUUAUUGCCCCAAAUCAAUCAGCGUUCAUCAAGGAUCGACUUUUAAUGGAAAAUCUGCUUCUUGCCACAGAGCUUGUUAAGGAGUAUCAUAAAGAGACGAUAUCCUCACGUUGUGCCUUGAAAAUUGACAUACCCAAGGCCUUUGACUCUGUUCAAUGGCCUUUCUUGCUGAAUAUUCUCAAGGCUCUGAACAUCCCGGACAAAUUCAUUCACUGGAUCACCCUAUGUAUCACCACAACAUCUUUUUCAGUUCAAAUCAAUGGGGAAUUAGCUGGUUAUUUCCAGAGCAAGAGGGGAUUACGUCAAGGUUGCUCUCUAUCCCCUUACCUUUUUGUGAUGUGUAUGAAUGUUUUGUCUGCUCUCCUUGAUCGUGCUGCGGCUUCGCGGCUUUUAGGCUAUCAUCCUCGUUGUUCCUCUAUGCAACUCACCCACCUUUGUUUUGCUGAUGAUAUUAUGGUGUUCUCUGACGGUAAGCAAUCAUCUUUAGAGGGUCUUCUAGCGGUCUUUAAAGAGUUUGAAGCCAUAUCUGGUCUGAGUAUUAGUCUUGAGAAGUCCACCAUUUAUCUGGCAGGCGUUUCUAGCUCCAUGCGUGACACUCUUCUAGCUCACUUCCCGUUUGAAAGCGCAUCUCUCCCAGUGCGUUACUUAGGCUUGCCCUUACUCACUCGGAUGAUGACGCCAGCGGACUGCACUCCUCUGAUUGAAAAGAUACGGCAACGCAUCAGCUCCUGGAAGCACCGCUUCUUGUCGUUUGCAGGGAGGCUGCAACUUCUCAGCUCUUCUGGCCAAGAGCUAUCGAGUAAGAAGAAUAAGUUGGCUUGGUCUGAUGUUUGCUUGCCAAAGGUUGAAGGUGGUUUAGGCUUGAGGUCACUAGCUGAAGCGAAUAAAGUUAGCUGUUUUAAGUUAAUAUGGCGCUUAGUUUCUGGCUCAUCAUCUCUUUGGAUAAAUUGGGUUCAACGGGAACUUCUGCUCUCUGCUUCUUUUUGGUCAGACCCUGACACAACAAGCAUGGGUUCUUGGAUGUGGAGGAAACUCCUUAAGUAUCGGUCACAGGCUAAAAGUUUUCACAUGAUGGAGGUCUGUAGUGGAUUGCAAACUUCGUUUUGGUUUGAUCAUUGGUGCCCUCUUGGGCGGUUAUUUGAUCUUCUUGGCUCAAGAGGCUUUAUCGCGAUGGGUAUCCCUUCCUCAGCUACUGUUGGUUUGGUGGUUUCUACUCACCGUCACCGUCGCCAUCAUUUGGACCUUUUGAACAAGGUCGAACUCGAGAUAACCAAUCUUAGAGAUAGAGGACUAUCUCAAGGAAAGGAUGUCUCCCUCUGGCGCCAAUCUAACUUGCAGUACAAGCCUCGAUUUUCCUCCUCCGACACUUGGCAGCAACUACGUCACCCUCGGCAAACAGUGAACUGGUAUCGGGGUAUUUGGUUCUCUGGUUCUAUUCCGAAGCACUCAUUCAUACUUUGGUUAGCUGCAAAAAAUCGAUUAAUGACGGGUGACCGUCUGGCGACUUGGAACAGAGGGGUUGAUACAGCUUGCGUUUUUUGUCAGGCGCCCAUGGAGACGCUAGAGCACCUCUUCUUUACCUGCUCCUACACUUCAUGGGUUUGGGCUGAUUUAUCUCGUAAGCUGUCAGAAAGUCACCACUCGGCUAGUUUCUCACAGCUUCUUACCCUGUUAUCGUCAACUACAAUUACUGGGCCAGCUCUCUUCAUUCUACGUCUUGUUUUCCAAGGAACUCUCCACACAGUUUGGCUGGAGCGAAAUCGGCGUCGUCAUGGAGAACAUCCGACUUCUUCUGAUCACAUGGUUCAGUUCCUCGACCGACUUAUGCGUAACAAGCUCCUCUCCAUCCAGCGGCUCUCUUCCCCCAAGCAUGCUAAUGCUCUGCAUGUUUGGCUGGCUACUAGAUUCUAA